UGAAGGGUAUGGCCUAGAGUCAUCAGUCAAAUGGUGUCAGGGUCUGGACUUGAACCCAGGUCUUCCCAGGUCUUCCCGGCUCUCCCUCUUCUCCCCCGCCCCGCCAGAAGGGAGAGAGAUUUCUCAUUCUAAACGUCAAUAGAGAAGAUACGAGGUGCCCUCCUCGGCCACCAUAGCUGCAAGUCGGGUCCGGCCUCGCAGCUCCUGGGAGACCGAGGAUGACGUGAGGAGCAAGUCGGAGAGCAGCACCUGAGGCCUGACCGAGACCGCUCCGCUUCCAGCUCCCGAGGGCCUCGCGACUGCCCCAGGCACCCCCUCCCCCCUCCCCUACUCCGUGCCCUGAUUUCCCCUGCCCCUUUUCCCAUCCCCUCUUCUGGUCCCCUUGCUCCCCCUUUCUCCUUGCGCUCCUUUCUUACCCUCUCCGCUGCUCCUCGCCCUGAUACCUCUGCUCCUUUGGAGCAUCUUGUUCUUUCCCACUUCCUCUCACCUUUCCCAGCCCCCUCCCCUGCUCUGUGCUCUGAUUACCCCAGCCCCUUUUCCUACCCCUUCCCUCUUCUCCCAGAUCUCUCUACCUCCUUUCCCAUCUCCCUGCUUCUCUCCCAGAUCCCCUUUCCUCCCGGCCCCCUUUCCCAUUUCCCCCUGCAUCGCUUCCCCUCUGCCCUCUUUCCCAUUCCUUCGCAGCCCCUCGCCUCUCUUAGCACCCCGCACCGGCUCCGGUCUCCUAGAUCUUUCACGGGCUCCCCGGGCCUCCCUCCCCUGACGCCCGAUCCCUGCGGUCCUCGCUCUCCUGGGAGCCCGUCCCUCUUCCGCGCCGCCUCCCCCACCCCCACCCCAGCUCCCAGAGCCAGCUCUCUGCCUCCCCGACCCCCGCUACGCGCUCUGCUCUCUCUGCUCUCCUGUCCCCCCAUCUUCCCACUGUUUCGCGCUCCCUAUCCCAGACCGUCCUCCCCAGAGAGCUCACCCCGCUGGAGGACUCCCUGCCCUCCUUCCCAGAGCCCCGCCCUCCGGACCACUCCGCGUCGCGUGCCACCCUCCUCCCCAGCCCUCAGCAAAGUCCCUCGAGCAUCGCGCCCUCUGGCCGCCCCGGAGGGAGGGGAUGGGGUUAGAAAUGGGUAUGGGGAGGGAGGGGCGCCCGGCCCCGGCCCGCGCAUGCGCUCUGCCAUCCCCGGCGGGCGCCUGUGGGGGACGGUCGCCUGUCAGUGGAGCUCUAGCGGCUCGAGCGCUGACGCCGGUGGCUCCGGAGCGGCCGCGCCACGAGGGGACCGUGGAAGCUUCGCAGCUUCUUCCCAGCCACGGGGCGGAGUGGGGGUCGGGGCCGGGGUCGGAGGAAGCCCCCACUCCGUCCCCGUCCCCCUCCCCAUCUCCGUCCCCGUCUUCGUCCCGGUCCCCGUCCCCUUCCCCACCCCCUGGCGCCCCCCCUUCAUGGGCCGCCAUCAUGGCGGCUCUGUACCAGAGCUCGGACCUCUCGGGCUCUUCGGCGUCCUCCUCCCCAACCAGGCUCCUGGCACUGAAGGACGUACGGGAGGUGAAGGAGGACACCACGUUGGACGAGAAACUCUUCCUGCUGGCCUGCGACAAGGGUGACUAUUACAUGGUUAAAAAGCUCUUGGAGGAAAACAGUGCAGGUGACAUGAACAUAAAUUGCGUAGAUGUUCUUGGGAGGAAUGCCGUUACCAUAACUAUUGAAAAUGAAAACUUGGAUAUUCUACAGCUUCUUUUGGACUACGGUUGUCAGUCCACAGAUGCACUUUUGGUGGCUAUCGACUCUGAAGUAGUGGGAGCUGUUGAUAUACUACUUAAUCAUCGACCAAAACGAUCAUCAAGACCAACUAUAGUAAAACUAAUGGAGCGAAUUCAGAACCCUGAGUAUUCAACAACAAUGGAUGUUGCUCCAGUCAUUUUAGCUGCUCAUCGUAACAACUAUGAAAUUCUUACAAUGCUUUUAAAACAGGAUGUAUCUCUACCCAAACCUCAUGCAGUGGGUUGUGAAUGUACACUGUGCUCUGCAAAAAACAAGAAGGACAGUCUAAGACAUUCCAGGUUUCGACUUGAUAUCUAUCGUUGCCUAGCCAGUCCAGCCCUAAUCAUGUUAACUGAAGAAGACCCAAUUCUAAGAGCAUUUGAGCUUAGUGCAGACUUAAAAGAGCUCAGUCUUGUGGAGGUGGAAUUCAGGAAUGAUUAUGAAGAAUUAGCUCAGCAAUGUAAAAUGUUUGCCAAAGAUUUGCUUGCACAGGCACGGAAUUCACGUGAGCUGGAAGUCAUCCUAAACCAUACAUCUAGUGAUGAACCUUUGGAUAAACGGGGAUUGCUGGAAGAAAGAAUGAAUUUAAGUCGUCUAAAACUUGCUAUUAAAUAUAACCAAAAGGAGUUUGUCUCUCAGUCUAACUGUCAGCAGUUCCUCAAUACAGUUUGGUUUGGACAGAUGGCAGGUUACCGGCGUAAACACACCUGUAAGAAGAUAUUGACAGUUCUGACAGUUGGCAUCUUUUGGCCAGUUUUGUCACUCUGUUAUUUGAUAGCUCCCAAAUCUCAAGUUGGUCGAAUAAUCCACACUCCUUUUAUGAAGUUUAUUAUUCACGGAGCUUCAUAUUUUACAUUCUUGUUGUUGCUUAACUUAUACUCUUUGGUCUACAAUGAGGAUAAGAAAAAUACCAUGGGGCCAGCCCUUGAAAGGAUAGACUAUCUUCUUAUUAUAUGGCUAAUUGGAAUGGUGUGGUCAGAUGUUAAAAGACUCUGGUAUGAUGGAUUGGAAGACUUUUUAGAAGAAUCUCGUAAUCAACUCAGUUUUGUCAUGAAUUCCCUUUAUUUGGCAACCUUUGCCCUCAAAGUUGUUGCUCAUAACAAGUUUCAUGAUUCAGCUGACCGAAAGGAUUGGGACGCGUUUCAUCCUACAUUAGUAGCAGAAGGUCUUUUUGCCUUUGCUAAUGUUCUGAGUUACCUCCGUCUCUUUUUUAUGUAUACAACAAGCUCCAUCUUGGGGCCAUUACAGAUUUCAAUGGGACAAAUGUUGCAAGACUUUGGAAAAUUUCUUGGGAUGUUCCUUCUUGUCUUGUUUUCCUUCACAAUUGGACUGACCCAACUAUAUGACAAAGGCUAUACAGGUUCUCAAGAACCGAAGGACUGUGCAGGAAUCUUCUGUGAACAGCAAAGCAAUGACACAUUCCAUUCGUUCAUUGGCACUUGCUUUGCUUUGUUCUGGUAUAUUUUUUCUUUAGCACAUGUAGCAAUCUUUGUCACAAGAUUUAGCUACGGUGAAGAAUUGCAGUCUUUUGUUGGAGCUGUUAUUGUUGGUACAUACAAUGUUGUGGUUGUUAUCGUUCUUACCAAAUUGUUAGUGGCUAUGCUUCACAAAAGCUUUCAGUUGAUAGCAAACCAUGAGGACAAAGAAUGGAAAUUUGCCCGUGCUAAGUUGUGGCUUAGCUACUUUGAUGACAAAUGUACACUACCUCCACCUUUCAAUAUCAUUCCUUCUCCCAAAACCAUUUGCUAUCUACUAAGUAGUCUUAGUAAGUGGGUUUGCUCUCAUACAUCAAAGGGCAAGGUCAAACGGCAAAACAGUUUAAAGGAAUGGAGAAACCUGAAACAAAAAAGAGAUGAAAACUACCAAAAAGUGAUGUGUUGCUUAGUCCACCGUUAUUUAACAUCCAUGAGACAGAAGAUGCAAAGUACAGAUCAAGCAACUGUAGAAAAUCUCAAUGAACUUCGCCAAGAUCUAUCAAAAUUCCGAAAUGAAAUAAGGGACUUACUUGGCUUUCGGACUUCUAAAUAUGCAAUGUUUUACCCAAGAAAUUAAUUCAUUUCUAGACCAUGAAUAUUUAUAUAACUUGCAACUAAAUUUAUUAAGGUGUGAGUUGGAAUGUAGAAAUAAUGUCAAAAGCCAUUCUUUAAGGACUCAUAGGUUAAUUAUGUUAUAUAAAAAAUGUAAAUAGUUAAAAUAAUCCACUGAACAUGGAUUUUGUUAGGAGCAAUCUAGCAGACAAUUUUCUAACCUUUUGGUUUACCUUUUCACUUUUUUGGAGGGUGGGGAAGUAGAUGUGACUACAUCUGUUAUUCAAAAGCUAUAUCAACUACUUAAAAGUAAAUAUGAAUUGACCUUACUCUAAAAGAUACAUAUGAAAUGUGGAACUAUUGAUUUCACAACUAUAAAUAUUUAGCAUGAUAUGGUUGAGUUUGAUACUCCUUUUUUGGAAGAUAAUUUAAAUUGGGCUAAUGUAGUUUUUUUCUUUUACCUGGGGAAAGCACCUAGAAUUUUUCAAGUUAAAACUAAAAAUAAGGGUUUAGAAUGAUUUUAUUUGUGGCUACAGUAUAAUUUUUGUUUCUGUGAACAUUGAAGAAAAUCUUGUUUUCCAACUAUUUAUUGCAGAGAUUUAUUUUAUAUUUAAAUUAGCUUGAUUUGUUGUGUUACAUACCAAAAUAUUUUAAACAGUUUAACAUAGUUUCAAUAAGUAUGAAUUAGUGCUUAUUUGUAUAUGAUUCUUUCUGCUUACAAUGGAGUGUUAUUUUUUUUUUUGCUGAAGAGUAUAUUUGAUUAUUUUGUGUUAUGUAGGGAACACAAUUAAAAUUUUUGAAAAUCUGUUGUACUCCUGCCAUAGAAUUAAAAGGUAGGAUUUCUGUUAAGUGGAAGCUAAGCAUAAUCUUUUCACCUGAAUGUUAGAUAGUCUUAUGACCAUAGGGUGCAGGUAGCCCUAGGUUUAUAAACAUUAUUGAUCCAGGGAUCAUAAAAUAGAGGUUUUAGGCAUAGUAUGUUUCUUCUUUUUUCCUUUUUUCUUUUUUAAUGGAAUUACUAAACUGUAAGUGCUCCCUCUUUUGGGUGAAUUCUUAUAAAAUAUUUAUUGUAAAAUUAUAUAUUUUGUCUACUACAAAAUUAUGCAUAUCCCAUUUGGGAUUUGACAUCAGGAUUUUCAUCAUUCUAAAAAUAACACAUGGUAAAAAUAUACUUAUUGAGCACCUACUGUGUGCAUGAAUUACUUAUGGGGGUAUAUUUCAAAUGAUAACAGUGUAAGAAAAAAGAUAAUAAAAUUUGGCUUUGGAUUAUACAUUGGCAUAAUGUUUAUCAAUUGUAUUAAAAUGUACUUGAAAAGCAGAAAAGAAAUAAAAUGAAAUGAAAAA
Molecule: messenger RNA, 5109 nt
Organism: Monodelphis domestica (gray short-tailed opossum)
Lineage: Eukaryota; Metazoa; Chordata; Mammalia; Didelphimorphia; Didelphidae
Gene: TRPC1
Product: transient receptor potential cation channel subfamily C member 1
Biological process (GO): regulation of cytosolic calcium ion concentration; calcium ion transmembrane transport
Cellular component (GO): plasma membrane; cation channel complex
Molecular function (GO): protein binding; inositol 1,4,5 trisphosphate binding; store-operated calcium channel activity
Source: RefSeq, a predicted model, not a curated record